Venustampulla echinocandica is the source of this 1188-nucleotide messenger RNA. RefSeq names its product Regulator of G-protein signaling, RGS. The coding region runs from base 1 to 1188 and encodes 395 amino acids. The record is from RefSeq and is a predicted model, not a curated record. Lineage: Eukaryota; Fungi; Ascomycota; Leotiomycetes; Helotiales; Pleuroascaceae. The transcript has a single exon.
AUGCAAAGAGUAAAGCAUCGCAAACCGCCAUCGCUGCACCUGCAUACUUCCUCCAGAGAAUCUUCCCCCCGAUCGUCGUCCGCCAUUUCGGACUGGGACGCAGACGACGAAGGCUUCAUGUCGUCUGGGGAUUGCCUGCCUUCGAGGCCACUGAGCCUCGUCAUACCGCCGGGAUUCUGUCAUCGGCGGCCAACGCUACAAGAUGUCCUCUCGAAUUCCGCCCCGCAGCCAUUUACCCUCAGUGCCUUCAUGGCAUAUCUCUCACAAAAACGGUGUUUGGAGACGUUGGAAUUCACGAUUGAUGCCAAGAAGUAUACCGAACUGUAUCGAGAAAUAACCACUCGAGACCCUACCUCACCACGGUCCCCACAAUCGCCCGACCACGAGUACGUCCGCAUGUUAUGGAUAAAGUUACUAGAUGCCUACAUCGUACCGAAUGGGCCUAGGGAAGUCAAUCUGCCUUCUCAUGUCCGUGAUCGUUUAGUAUCGUUGCCGUGCAGCUCAACGCCACCAGAUCCGGCCGCACUCGAUGAAGCGGUCAAGAUCAUAUAUGAGCUUAUGGAUGAGUCUGUUCUCGUCCCUUUUCUCAAUUCUGUCGCACCCGCACGGCCUGCCGAUGCCACGCCGUACCCGUGGGCUUCGGACGAUUCCAACAUGGACACGCAAAUGACGGGGACCUUGGAGGAAUGGUCAAUGUCUCCUAAAUCUCGGAGGCAAAGGCACGAUAGCCCUCCAAUCGGAGAUACAGGAAGUGAUACUGCUUCGGACAGUGGGGCAUCACCACGACUAUCUCAACCACCACAUCUUUCGACAUCCUUAAUACGAGGAUCGCACACUUCCGCCCACCUCAAUCCCUCGCCUGGCGCCUCGUCAGCUGAAUCACCAGAGGGUUUAACCGAUGACAGCACCGAAUCGCUGACCCCUUCUGCGACUGGUAAGGAGCCCAUGACGCCGCCGAGCACACCACCAACUUCCCAUGUAGCCUUCGCCGAGACUUCACCUGGGACUAGCCCCAAUACCAAUACCAACCUCAACCAGAAUGAAGGCAGCAGUGCCUGGAAGAAGAUGGGUGCAAAAUUCGGCUUUAAAAGAAGCCGCUCGGCACAUAGCUCUACCUCGAGUAUCCGGAGCAACUCGCCCUACCACGCUGGAAGGGCGACGAGUCCCGCGAAUGGUAAUGGCUUAUGA